AAAUUUUUGUAAUAAAAAUAAUCUAAAAAAAUAUCAUCCCUCUCAAAUUAUAUAUAUAUAUAUUUAUUGAUUUAUUACUUACUUACUUGUAUUGAGUUGUUAAAAUAAUUCUAUUCAAAUUAAUCAUAGAUGGGAUGCUAUAACUCUAAAGCUCAUUAAGAUAUUAUGAAGCAAAAAAAAGACUUAUAGAAGAGGGAAAAGUAUUUAGGUUAAGCAAAUUCGGGCUGUAAAAUAACCUCAGACUAGCUUGAUAAAAUGCGCACAAAAUGCGAUAACGAAAAUCCUAAUUAAGAUGUUGACAAAAAUGAAUAUUUAAAUGAUUUGCAGGAUAAUAAAAACUUUUAUUUAUCGAAGCAAGGUAUUGAGUAAGAUGACAUAAAGAGAGAGAUGAGACCAUCCAUUGAAAACCAAUUUAGCUAAUAAAAUCAAGUGGAAAAUAAUCAGGUUUCUAUUUCCAAGUAAUAACUCUAAAAUAUUAUAGAGUAAGAGGGGUUUUAAGAAAAAAUUCAUCACAUCAACAAAAUCUAUAGCUUUCUACUAUAGUCCUAAGACGAAGGUUUUGAUCAUUGCUCAUUUGAUGAUCCUGAUCUCACUGAUUUUUUGAGUCAUUUGUAAACUAAAUAUACUUCUCCUUAAGAUUAGCAAGCUGUAAAAAGUAAUAAAUAAAUACGUAGAGAUACUAGAGGAGAAACGAUUAUUGAUAUUCCUUCAGAAACGCCUGAAAAAUUACAAACUAAUUUACAAGGCUUAAUUAAUGCCGUCCUAAGCUCCAAUUAUCGCUUAAUAACUUCUCCUACUUAAGCAUCACUAUAAGGUAGGCCUUUUUAAUUAGAUAGACUAUUAUAAAAUACAUACUCUACAAAAAACAUUCUUACUCUAGGCACAGCCGACGCUUGUUCUAACUCUCCAUCUUCUAUAGAUAGAACAGAUUAAAAUAAAAACUAAACAUUUGCUUAAAGAUAUAGCAAUAUCUAAUGUCUUUCUCCUCCAAAAAUAAAUUUUAGUGGGUUUCAAAAUCCAUCUUCAUUUACAAAUGUAUAAACUCCUAAAAAGAAUAUAACUACUUCAAUCUAAUAACAACCAUUAUAUACAAUAAGUGAAGAAAAGAAAGGAGGAGAAGGCUUAGAAGAUCAUUUUGACCACGAAGAAGAACUAAAAACAAACAAACACAGAAAUACGCUUUAGUAAACUUAACUCAAAAAAGAAGAAUCAAUAAAAUAAAAAAACGAAACUAAGUAGAUUUACAAUAGAUAAAGUACCGAAAAUUAAAAUACAAGAAAUAAAUCAUUUAAAAAUAUUAGCCAAGCUGAUGCUGUAGGCAGUAUGAAUAGCACAACAACGAAAACUAAAAAUUUAACAAUCGUAGAAAGAAAUCAACGAGUUUCACUGAGUGACAUAAAAAAAUCUAUAUCUCCUCACAGUAUAUGUUAAAUUCAUGUAAAUAACCUAGCAUAGUAGUCAGAAUAGUAAGCCUAAAUUAGUCUUUAUCGUCACUCUAUUAAUUUUAAUGACAUUUCUUUACAAGAAAUAGAGCAAGACUUCAAAGAUUAUAAUUCUUAAAAACCUUAAAUCUAAGUAUCUUCUUUUGCUUUGCGUUGCUAAGAUUAAUCAAAAUGA
Molecule: messenger RNA, 1617 nt
Organism: Tetrahymena thermophila SB210
Lineage: Eukaryota; Ciliophora; Oligohymenophorea; Hymenostomatida; Tetrahymenidae
Exons: 1
Source: RefSeq, a predicted model, not a curated record